This is a messenger RNA of Trifolium pratense (red clover), 708 nucleotides long. RefSeq lists its product as uncharacterized. Lineage: Eukaryota; Viridiplantae; Streptophyta; Magnoliopsida; Fabales; Fabaceae. The transcript has a single exon. The record is from RefSeq and is a predicted model, not a curated record. The coding region runs from base 41 to 589 and encodes 182 amino acids.
UGCUAUAUUCCAAAAUUCUAAGUAGCUAAGAAAAAGUGAAAUGGAUUUAUUUGAGAUUGAAAGCAAUAAGAUUCUAUCAAGGAGAUCUUCUGUAGGAUGUUCCUCUCGUAUAUCUUAUUAUAGGACUGGAGAAGGUGUUCCAUUCAAAUGGGAAAUGCAACCAGGGAUAGCAAAAGAAUCAUCACCAAUAGAAGUGCUUCCACCACUCACUCCGCCGCCAAAAUUUCUUAGCUUGGGGCUACCCAAACCAAGCAUUUUGGAAGCUAAAAAACCAGCUUCUACCAUGUCAAAGCUGAGGUUUUGGAAGAAAAGGGCACUCAAAAUUAAAAGCAAGAAGCCACAAGAAGAUAGUUUUCAUGAAGAUUUUGAUGUACUAUCAGGAUUGGAUUGUAGCUCUGAUUCUGAAUCUAUGGCGUCGCCUCGUGGUUCAAGUUUUUCUUCUUCCUCUUCGUCUCUGUCAUUGAUGAAGAGUUCUCGUUCUUCAUUGAACUCGGCAUGGUCAUGCUCGGAGAGUACUACCAAACGAGUAUAUGGAGGUUGUUUCCCAAUGCACAUUAGCAGAGUUCUUGUUUCAAGUACCAGGCGCUGAUUGAAAACAAUAAUAGUAAUAUGUAGUAGUAUCAAUUAUUUAUGCUUAUACAAACACAUUAGAAGAAAUGACAUACAUAACUCAAACCCACUUUCAUUCUUUUUUUGAUAAGAACUCAA